This is a messenger RNA of Echinococcus granulosus, 1074 nucleotides long. Its product is annotated as Cathepsin L-like proteinase. Gene Ontology annotation, cellular component: lysosome. Bases 1 to 1074 code for a protein of 357 amino acids. Lineage: Eukaryota; Metazoa; Platyhelminthes; Cestoda; Cyclophyllidea; Taeniidae. The transcript has 5 exons. Gene Ontology annotation, molecular function: cysteine-type endopeptidase activity. The record is from RefSeq and is a predicted model, not a curated record.
AUGGAUCAAAUGGAUUUGUCUAUCAUCUCGCCUCCAUUCACUCUCGUUUCCCUUAUAUUCUUACUAAUCGUCUUUGAACGUAUAAAGAAUCUCAAUGAAAAUGCCUCUGAUUCUGCAGUUAUUAUCUCUACGGAUGAAGACUGGUUAAAGUGGACGCGAGAAAUCAACAUUUCCUUUGAAAGUGAGGCUGAAGCCAAUUAUCGACACUCUGUGUGGCGAAAGAACUACAAUAUGAUUCUGGCACAUAAUGCACGAAAAGACAGCCUUUACACUAUGGGAACGAAUCACUUUACUCAUCUGGAGCACUGGGAGUUUGUGGAAAUGUACCUCAGGAGCAAGAAAAUUGAACUUGACAACUAUGACUUAGACAGCUACUUUGAAGGCAAUAAGACGAUAAGGGUGAAUGAGAGUAUUAUUGAGGGCGACUGCUACUUGGGGAACUUUGACUGGAGAGAGCGCUUUCCUGAUCGUAAAGUUCGCGACCAGAUGUCCUGCGGGUCAUGUUGGGCCUUCGCUUCGGUAUCAGCAGUUGAGUGGCACUGGGCUAUCCACCACGGUAGGAGCCUCCCUCUCUCAGUACAGCAACUGGUUGACUGCGUCCAAUCCAACUUCGGCUGCAACGGCGGGAUCAUUGAAAACGCCCUUGCAUACAUCCAAAGUCAUGGCAUCAUGCUGAACCGCGACUACCCCUACCGCUCCAGAGUGACGCAGUGCACUGAGAGCCCAGAUAAAGUCGCACUGAAAAUCAAGGGCUAUGAAACUCUGUACGGCGUAAGUGAGGCCGUCUUGGCCUGCAUCGUUCAACGCCUUGGACCAGUGGUAAUUGGCUUCGACGCCAGUGGCUCGGGGCUGCAACAUUACAAAUCUGGAAUCUACGAUGGCACGGACUGCAAUGUGGAAAUGCUUAAUCAUGGACUGGUUUUACUAGGUUUUGGAACCGACGCAAGAGGUAAUAGGUAUUGGAUCUGUCAGAAUUCCUUCUCACAACGCUGGGGCGAUAAAGGCUUUUUCCGCUUCAAAUUCGGCAACAAUCUUUGCGGCGUGGCUGCUACUCCCAUUAUUCCUGUGGUUUAG